AUGUCCGACUUCAACGGCCGCCGGGCCCCCAACUUCUCGCAAUAUCUCAAUGAUUUGAACGCCAUUCCGUCGCCCUACGAUCAGGCUGUCCAGCAACAGCAACAGCAGCAGGACUCGUUCAACCUCGAUGCGGACCUUUCCCUCUUUACCAACGCCGAGUUCUUCGAUUUCGACAAGUUUGGGGAUCUCAAUCUGCCUGCUUUCGAUGCCGUGGAGGAUGAGAACUUGAAGACGGAGAACAAGCAAAAUGUUGGCCAGAGAUCGGACAUGGAAUUCUUGGACCUUCUCGGUGGUGAGGGCUUUGGCAACAUGCCGGAGUAUCCAGCACCUGAAUUUGGUUCCGUGAACCCCCAGUCUCAGCAAAACUCGUUGCCCAACUUCUCCGCGAUGCCCCAGCUGCCUAACGGGGGCUACAAUGCUACCCACAGCCCGAGCCAAUCGUCUGCCUCGUCGCCUCCUUCUGCAACCCCGUCGCAAGCUCCUGCUUCGGCUCCCACGCCUGCCGCCAGUACGCCUACCGCAGGACCCAAGCGCAAGAACACGCAGAAGACACCCACUGUUAGCGUUGAGGAGGCCGCGCGCAAUGCCGCCGAGGAAGACAAGCGCCGACGAAACACGGCCGCAAGCGCUCGAUUCCGUGUGAAGAAGAAGAUGCGCGAGCAGGCUCUAGAGAAGACCGUCAAGGAAACCACCGACAAGAACACCGCGCUGGAGGCGCGCGUAACGGCACUGGAACUGGAGAACCAAUGGCUGAAGAACCUGAUCACCGAAAAGAACGGCCAGACGGCUCAGGAGGAAAAGAAGUCCGAGACGGACAUUGCAAACAUGUUCAAGAAGUUCCUUGCGUCUCAGAAGGCCAAUACCGACCGGAGUAGUUCUGAGUCGAAGAUCGGUGUGGGCACUGCCUAA
Molecule: messenger RNA, 909 nt
Organism: Aspergillus melleus
Lineage: Eukaryota; Fungi; Ascomycota; Eurotiomycetes; Eurotiales; Aspergillaceae
Product: putative bZIP transcription factor (MetR)
Exons: 2
Coding region: 1-909 (302 amino acids)
Biological process (GO): regulation of transcription by RNA polymerase II
Cellular component (GO): nucleus
Molecular function (GO): RNA polymerase II transcription regulatory region sequence-specific DNA binding; DNA-binding transcription activator activity, RNA polymerase II-specific
Source: RefSeq, a predicted model, not a curated record